Zymoseptoria tritici IPO323 is the source of this 1341-nucleotide messenger RNA. RefSeq lists its product as uncharacterized. The record is from RefSeq and is a predicted model, not a curated record. Bases 1 to 1341 code for a protein of 446 amino acids. NCBI's taxonomy places the organism in Eukaryota, Fungi, Ascomycota, Dothideomycetes, Mycosphaerellales, Mycosphaerellaceae. The transcript has a single exon.
AUGUCCGCCCUCCCCUCCCGAGGGGCUCGACAUCUCCGACGCCUCUCCCACCGCCCCUUCUCCACAACAUCUUCUCUCCUCGACGACACCACCACCACCUCCCCGUCCUCCACCCCUCCCCUCCUGGACCUCGCCCAACAACUAGCCUCCAACGACCCCAGCGCAACCGCCGAGUUCCUCAAACUCCAACACGACGAACAAACUCUCAAAACCACCCGCUCCCUCGCCCGCCUCUCCACAACCCUCACAAAACUCUCCAUCGGCCUCCAAUCCCUCACCGAAUCCCUCUCCACCAUCCGCCCUCCCCCGUCCGCUGCCAAACCAACCCGUCAGAAACCAGACGCCAUCCCUUUCUUCAUCGUACAACCAUGGCGCAAAGAGAAUCCCCGCGUGAAAGAUUGGACCUCCAGCCAUGUGGAGGUGGUGGAACGACUACGACUCCACCUGCAAGAUCUCGUAGCUGAGCCGUUCCCCGCGGACAUCAAACCGGGACCGGUGGCGGAGAUACGGAGGAGUAUGAAGGACGCGGAGGAAGAGGAGCAAGAGCGGAGACUGAGGAAUGUGAAAUUGCUGCUCAAGGGGGAGAGGGUGAGGGCGGAGACGAGGGUGGAGGAAUUGGUGAGGAAGGUGGAGGAGAUGAAGCGGAAUGAGGAGACGAGGAGGGAGAUGCUGGGGCAGGCGGAGGUGGAGAAGAGGAGGUUGAGGGAGGUGGAGAGGGUGGGGUUGCCGGAGGGUGUUGGGGGUGGGAAGGGGAAGCAGGCGGAGGGACAAGGCGAGGGGGAGAGAGAGCUGACGGGGAACAGUAGGACGCAUAAGAGGAGGUUGACGCGGCAAAGAUCUAGUAGACGGAAGGGGUUGGAUAAGGGCGAUGGUGGUGUUGAAGGAGCGAUACCGGAGGCGAAGGUGAAUGAGGACGGAACUGUGAGCUUCUCACCAUUGGCUAGUGGAAGCGAGGCAGUGGUAGGUUGGGGCGCCACUGCACCGAAACUGGCGAAAGUCACCGAGUCGGAUGGUAGAGAAGCGAACCCAUUCAAGGACAACCAGAGAGACGCCUCGGAGCAAAAGGACGCAGGUACGGUUGAGGUUCCAAAGAAAUGGUUCACUGGCUUUGGCUUUGGACGGAAGAAGGCCGAGGAGGAGACGAAACAGGAGGCUGCACCUGAAGCGGCGAAAGAGAAGCCGAGCGAGAACACGGACCCGAAGGCUGGGGACACGAAAAAGGAAGCUGCACCUGAAGCGGCGAAAGACAAGCGAAAUGGGAACACGGACUCGAAGGCUUCGUUGUUUGCAUUGCAGGCGGCGCUGGAGAAGGGAAAAUCCGGGCCGUUGGGUGGGAGUUGA